AUGCUGUCAGUGGUGCUGGUGUCUGCUCUGGUGAUGGUGACGCAGUCAGCUUUCGUCACCGCUGACCAAUGUGAGCAGAUCACUAUACGAUUGUGCAAGGACCCUGAUGCCGGUUUGUGGUACAACCGAACAAGCCUGCCCAAUAUUCUGGGUCAUGAGACUCAGGACGAGGCCGGCCAGGAAGUGCACCAGUUCUUCCCUCUGGUCAAAGCGAAAUGUAGCUCCAGCCUUCAAGCCUUCUUGUGUCUUGUGUACGCACCAGAGUGUCACGACCCGUCCGUGCCUCCUACAAAGCCCUGCCGCGAACUGUGUGAAGACGUAUUCGCCGGUUGCGAGCCUCUGCUGAGGAAUUUCGGCUUCCGUUGGCCAGCGCGUCUGGAGUGCAGCUCGUACCCGUCGCGGCAGGGCGGGGAGGAGUGCGCGGCGCCUGGCAUGGACCGGGUCGUGCCGACGGAGGACGGCGGGUCCCCGGUCACGGUGCCGCCGCCGGGCCCGGUCACACCGUCAGAGCAGAGCUGUCCGUGCAGCCAGCAGACGGCCUCAGCGGCCCAGUCGGCGGUGCAGGCGCUCACAGACAGCCUGGAGAGGGCGCUCAGCGCCGCCGAGGGGCUGCAGCAGCUGCAGCGUGAGACGCUCAACAUGCAGCAGGCCAACUUGAGGCUGGAGACGGAGAAACUGGAGAUGGAGAUCCAGCUGCUGCGGCGUCGGCUGAUCGGGAACUGA
Amphibalanus amphitrite is the source of this 723-nucleotide messenger RNA. RefSeq names its product frizzled-7-like. Gene Ontology annotation, cellular component: plasma membrane. The transcript has a single exon. The record is from RefSeq and is a predicted model, not a curated record. The coding region runs from base 1 to 723 and encodes 240 amino acids. Gene Ontology annotation, biological process: non-canonical Wnt signaling pathway; canonical Wnt signaling pathway. NCBI's taxonomy places the organism in Eukaryota, Metazoa, Arthropoda, Thecostraca, Balanomorpha, Balanidae. Gene Ontology annotation, molecular function: Wnt-protein binding; Wnt receptor activity.